AUGGCCGAGAUAAAUGAGAGGGCUUCUACUUCGUCACCUCCUGUACCAUCAACACCCGCUCCUGGACCAGAGCUUCGUCAACUAGCUGAUGAUAUGUAUUCCAAAGUUGGAUCAUUCUUACAAGGACAAAUUCAAGGUACUAUGGAUGAAUAUAAACUGUUAGAGGACAUGAACAAAACCACCGCCCAACGAUAUACUGACAUGAAGAUCGUUGCUGACAAGGUUGAGGAUAAGCUAGAAAACUUGAAUAAGAAAUAUGAUUCCUUGAAGCCUUAUCUAGAGCAGAUUGAUAAGAUUGAUGAAAGUACGAGAAAACUGGAAGAAGCGACUAAUUAUUUCGACCAGUAUGUGUCUAGCUUGGAAGCAAAAUUUCAAUCAAUGAAACAGCCUGCUCCUUGA
Molecule: messenger RNA, 399 nt
Organism: Auanema sp. JU1783
Lineage: Eukaryota; Metazoa; Nematoda; Chromadorea; Rhabditida; Rhabditidae
Source: the annotation of a GenBank genome assembly